Elaeis guineensis (African oil palm) is the source of this 2964-nucleotide messenger RNA. RefSeq lists its product as uncharacterized. NCBI's taxonomy places the organism in Eukaryota, Viridiplantae, Streptophyta, Magnoliopsida, Arecales, Arecaceae. The record is from RefSeq and is a predicted model, not a curated record.
CGACUCGUGAAGUCAGCUCUUGCCAGCUGGAAUUUAUUUACCAUUAAAAGACUAUGCACUCAAAUUGAGCAUCAUAGAUAUCUUGUCUCGCAAAUCUACAUGUCAGAGCAAUGAGCUUGCGAAUCGAGUGGCCUCCUCGGCGUAUCCCCACGCCAUCAACUGAAGCUCCUGCUUUUCUCCGCUGAUCCUACCGGUCGUGGCCGCGAAGAAGCGGCGAUCUGGAAUUCAUUCCAUGUGGAAGGAAAGCAACGACCUAAUAGGAAAAUAGGUUUCUUCAGCGUUUGAGGAGAAGGGUGGUGGGAAGUCCAGGGUUAGGAUUUUGAAGGAAAGGUGAAACUGGGUGAUAUUAGCCUGGAGACCAUCAUGGGUGACUCAACAGCAAUGACCAUUGAGUUCCUUCGUGCAAGGUUACUUUCUGAAAGAUCCCUAUCAAGAGCUGCAAAGGAGAGAGCUGACCAAUUAGCUAAAAGGGUCAUGGAGUUGGAGGAGCAGCUUAAGGUUGUUACAAUCCAGAGGAAGAAAGCUGAGAAGGCCGCUGCAGAGGUUCUUGCCAUUCUAGAAGCUCAGGGAAUUGAUGAUUUCUCCGAAUUAACUGAUUCAAGCUCUGACCAACAUGAAGUUCCCAGUGGUAUGAAAGGGUGUGAGGAUACUUUUAAAGAAGAUGAAACUUCCACAGCCUCCAAAAUGGAGAAGAGUGAAGUUGAGGAUGCACUGUCAGGUUCAGAGCUUGAAGUUUCCCCCUCUCAAAUUGGGAGCAUAUCAUGGACAGGCUGUAGCAGUAGUCCAGAUUUUCAGAAAAUGCAGAAGGCAAAGCAAAUCAGGCAAAGACAGAGACAGUGCUGUUUCAUGUCAACUGCUGGAUCUUCUCCAAAAUAUCAUUUGGGAAAGUCAUGCCGCAAGAUAAAACUAAAGGAGAUGGGAUCAGCAGCAAAGGAUGACCCAGGCAAGCAAAUCAUUGAUGAUGCUCAUGUGAAGGCAAAGGUUACAUGGUCAUUCAUUAGUGGUGAUCAGCCUCAUUCCGGAAAUGAGAUAGAAAACAUUUUUCCAGCUUCUUCAAUGCCAUUUCCUCUUAUUAAUAAAAAUGAAGAUACUGAUGCUAUUGGGAGUGGGAGUGGUGAAGAGAUGGAAAGAGUCCUAGAACAACAGGCCCAGCUUAUUGGUCAGUAUCAGACAGAGGAAGAUGCUCAGACAGAAUGGGAAAGAAAAUACAGUGAGAAUAAAUAUACAACUACUGGCUAUUGUGAAUCUGGGAACCAGCUUCAUGUAACUCAAAAUGGUAGAGAAUCAAAGGAUGAAGACACUGACCAUGUGGAUGAAAAGCUAUAUUAUGAUGGAGAGGCAAAACCAAGGGCUGAAAAUUUGCCCACCAUAGGAGCUGAAAGUCUGUCCACUGUCAGGAUUGUUCAAAUAUCUCAUAGUACACAUUCAGAAAAGACGGGUGGAAGCCAAGAAGCAACUACUGCAGCAUUAUCUGAUGGCUUUGUGCCAACCGAUCUAACAACAGCUCCUAGCAGAAGUAAUUCUCAUGUUUGCAGGGAUGAUUUCUUGUGUCAACAAUAUGAUGAAACAGCAGUGGGAGAAAUUGCAGGCCCUUCUGAAGGAAGGACUUUUACUAAUGCAAGGGAGAAGCAGAAUCAGGAACUAAAAUAUGACAACCCUGACAGUGGUGCUUCUAGCAUUCCAAACCGACGUCCACCUGGGCAUGAAAUCCUUAUUGUGCCAUCAAGUGGGAGUCCUUCCACUGCAAUUUCUAGUAACAAAAUCUCCAAAUGGAGAUCAUCUGAUAUGCAAAACCAGUCUGAUAUGCAGUUGUCUAUGGCACCCAGCAGCAACUUGGGGGGUGUGUUGGAAGCUCUCCAGCGUGCUAAGGUAUCCCUACAACACAAACUCGAUAAGUUACCUUUGACAAGUCAAGGCACCCUCGUUAGUGCAACACCAACAGAUUCAAAUUCUUGGGCAAAUAUAUCACGUGAUGCUUUGAAAGUUCCCAUUGGUUCUGCUGGUCUGUUCAGAUUACCGGCAGACUCCUAUCCCCAGUCACACUUUGUAGGCCAUGAGAUCUAUAGUUCAAGAUUAAGGUUGGCAGCUACUAGUCCUUAUGCAGGAUAUGCCAGCAGUGCCAAUGGUUACCCAUACCAGAUUUCUUCACAUAUAGAAGCCAGAUCUGGGGUUUCAGCGAGCAAUCAGUCUUUUGAUCUGUACCAUUUGGUUACAGGAGUUCCUGCUUCCAGUGGUUUCUCCUUUUCUAGUACUGAUGCAAGAAGAGGAUUGCAUGCUGAUUACCGAAACCCAACAGAGAGACAAACCUUGCCGGAUAGGAUUUCAAUGACUCAGACAGAUGUUAGAAUUGGAGUACCUGCUGAUUACCAAAAUCCUACAGAGAGACAGCCUUGGCCCAAUGGGAUUCCAAAACCUCACCCAGAUAUAAGAAUUAGACUGCCACCUGAAGAUCAAUACUCGAUACGUGGCCAUGACAUUACUCGCUCUGAUAUGCAGCUGUCGUAGCUAUUGCUAUAGAAUGUGUUUUUCCUGUCAGUAAUGAGAUAUUUUGGCCUUUUUCUUUUUUUUUUGUCAUUUGUCAUCAUCUUGUUCACCUAUAUUUCAUCAUUGUUUUGCCUGUUUAACAUAUAUAGCAUCUGCAUUCCCAGGUAUUUCGCUUCUAAAUUAAAAAAAAUGCAGAUGCCUAUUCCUCAUGCUUUGAUGCGCUUGCUCAUUGGAGUAGCAAUGGUAUGUGGGCUUUGAAGUGAUGUUUGUGUUUACCCUAUAUUGCCACAUUCGACCUGUUUUAUCUCGUCUAGCAUCCUGCUGCAGUCUGAGCUUGUUAUGAUGUAAAUAUUUCAUAUUUGUGGAAGAGUAGCUGUCAAGAAUUCUCAGAUUGCUCUAUAGUUUCUUGUUACAUUCAUGCCCUACUAUUCCUGUAAAUCUUUGUUUCGAUUUAUGAUUAGCUCAGUUACCUUUGACGUC